UACCAAUCUCUUUAGCUCGGUGAGAGGAAUUGUUUAAUACUAAAUUUGAUAAGAUAUGGAAAUUAUGAAGCAAGUUGUGGCUUUGCGGCGUUAUGUCCGUGCGCCCUUUUGGGAUUGUUAAUUAAUGAUUUUUAAUGCACAAAUUUUUCCAGUUGCCAGAUUUCGUAAAGGCGCAGUUUGAGGACCAUCAUUUUAAGCAACAAAAGCCGUCAACGAGUCAACAAGGAACUUUAAAUCAGAAAAAGUCUGUUGUUAAAUCUAAGAAGAAGAAAUCUCCAAAGAAGAUUCCUCCAAAGAAAAUUAUUCAAAAAAUUACUACAAGGAAGAUUCCGUUGCCGAUGACUAUGAGAAUCUGCAAAAGAAGUAAUAUUAAAGAAGAGCCGGUUUCUGAUGUGCUUCAAGUCUGAUUGGAUCUCUAAAAAUUUGGAAAUUCUCAAAUAUUUUUCAAAAAGGAUGAUUGUUAACAAAAAAUAAUAUGCGUUUUGGCCUAAAUU
This is a messenger RNA of Meloidogyne enterolobii, 494 nucleotides long. Lineage: Eukaryota; Metazoa; Nematoda; Chromadorea; Rhabditida; Meloidogynidae. The record is from the annotation of a GenBank genome assembly.